Messenger RNA from Amoebophrya sp. A25, 1736 nucleotides. Lineage: Eukaryota; Dinophyceae; Syndiniales; Amoebophryaceae. The record is from the annotation of a GenBank genome assembly.
UGGAUUUAUUGCUCUCCCCAUAGAAGUCCGCUCGAGUCAACAACCCUCAGUGCGGAGAUUUAUCAACGAAUUCUUUUUUCUGUUGUUCUUGUUGUAAACUUUUUUGUUGUACUUCUGAGGAAUGUUGUUCAACUACUUACUUGAACUACAUUACUCGUCUUCUAAUCAUUUAGACGAACAACUCCAGUGCCAGUAGAAGUACUACAAGUAUCUUGAUUAAUAUCCAAAAAAGCUGUUUCUUUUGCGUUCCUUUGCGUUCAAUAAGUAAUAUUCAUAUUGAGUACUACUACUAGAAGGGCUGUCUGAAUCAUUAAUGAUUUGAUUUUAACGUUGUCCAAUACAAGUAGAACGAAUACGAACAAGAUGAUCGACUGGGAUUUCAACGUCGUUUACAACAACGUCUCUGCCGGUGGGACAUCGAGGGGGAAUUACGUGUACCGUGCAUCUUUCGUUGGGGCACAACUAGGUCUUCGCGGUAUAGCGAUGAACUUUGAGGUAGAAGAAAGUCAUGAAUUGUACGAACUGCAAUCGAUUCUAGAUGAACAAGCAGCGGGCCUUGGCGCCCUGGGCGGCUCCUCAUCUAGCGGUCGGCAGAACAUCAAGAUCGGCAAGCGCUCCAAUGAGCGCCCUCGCGAACUGUUUCGGCAAAAAUUUUUUAAUUUCGUCCGAGAGUGUGACGAAGGAAACAAAUUGUCGUCGAAUGCUCUGCCUUCAGGGGAUCAUGAUGGGAAGAGCAAAAACAAGACCACCUCGUCCUACGCAGAAGUCUUGAAGAGACUCACGCUAGUCCACGAUGGGAGCCCUGGACGAUCGGACGUGUUGGAAAAAAUAUGCAACCGAAUCGCAGAGUCUGAGAAUCUGUCUUCCGCGAGCAUGAACAGUCGGGUUGCACCUAGCUGCACUGGAAGUGCCGCAGCAGCGGGUAACCUAAAUCCUGGCAAUCAAGAAGGACCUGAGCUAAAGAAACCAAGAUUAGAUCAAGAGCGUUCUUCAGCAUCGAACUCUAUAGUACAAGUGCUAGGAGACAACCUGAUGCAGCAACCCGCAAGCGUAGGAAAUAAAAGGGACUUUUGUGAUUUUCUAGUAGCUCUGCGACCGACCACUGAGACCGCCCUUCAGCAAAUCGCUGCGGCCAAGAGAUUCACGAACUUUCGCGUCCUCAGUCUCCCUUUAGAGGAUAGAAUCGGGGUGCGAAUGUUGCGUCCGCAGGCGACCUCACUACUCGCCAAAAGUGUCCUCUUUGAGGUGUGUUUGUCGCAUUCCCUGCGAGCCGAACAGGAGGUACGAUUCUUCUUCGCGAACGUCCAGAAAAUUGCACGCCUGACACAUGCGAAGCACUGUCUCGUUGUUUCGGGUGCGCGUGACUUGUUGGAGCUCCGUAGCGGAGACGACCUCGAAAACUUCGCCAAAGUUCUUGAUAUCAAGCAAAGCGCAAGGACAAACGAGGCACUACGCAAGUCCGACCAAGUAGUCGGCAGAGCGAUCGUUCAGUGUUGAAGCAGAAGCAGCUGAUGAGAAUACAGAACUUCUUUCCACUACUCAUGACAUCCCCACGGUAUCACUCUCUUUACUUUCCAAAUCCCAUUCAAAUGCCUAGUGCACUUUGCACGGCUAGGUGUGAUGUGUCUUCUUUCUCAGAUGUUAGAUGCAGGUGGCGAGGUUGGUUCUCCUUUAUUUCCCGCGAUCUCGCGAUGCCGCAACAAUAUCUCUUUUUAGCAAGAUCAAGAGAAGAUGGA